Messenger RNA from Adelges cooleyi (spruce gall adelgid), 764 nucleotides. RefSeq lists its product as uncharacterized. The transcript has 3 exons. Lineage: Eukaryota; Metazoa; Arthropoda; Insecta; Hemiptera; Adelgidae. The record is from RefSeq and is a predicted model, not a curated record. Bases 95 to 637 code for a protein of 180 amino acids. Gene Ontology annotation, biological process: mitochondrial electron transport, NADH to ubiquinone.
UACAUUUUAUAUUAUAUGAUAGUUAUAGAUUUCAGUUCGCGAUUUUAAUAUCUUUUGAAUGUGUUUUUAAGUUUAAAGUAAACUUUUUUGUAUAAUGAUGAAUGUUAUUAGAAGAUUUUAUAGUAGUAAUAAGCUAGCCCCAAGUGGCCCGGCGACAGAAACCAAUGGUGCAUUACCCAUUGAUUUAGAAGGCCGGCACAGACAUGUAAGACAUAGAUUAACGAACAUGACUGAUGAAGAACGGGCUUUUCGAAGGAAAUUUUUGCAUUCUCAACAUUUAACUCCUGAUGAGCCGAAGGUUGUACCUGAAAUGUAUGAAGAAUUGUAUAAUCCUAUCAGACGUUUUUAUAGAGCUCCAAUGAAUGCGUUUCAAUCAGUUUUAGAACCAACAUUAGGUGAACGGAGAGCCUUUGAAGUACGAUUUAUGACUGGUAAAUUAUUAAUGGGAAUUGCAAUUGUUUAUGGUGUCACAUACUACUUUAUGUACAAUACUAAUACUUGGGAAAGAAUGUCGGGUUGGAGAGUACAUCAAUCUCGCGUUCAAUCAGUUCCUGGGGAUCCAGACUAUCCAAAAGUAUCUGAUCGUACUCUGCCCAAACAUUAUGCUGACAGAAAUUUCAGUAACUCUCCAAUAUAAUUGAUUAAUAGAUAUUUUAUUGCAAAUUUUUCUGUAAGAGUUAUUAAAAUGUAGAAUAAAGUAUAUGAAGUAUAAAAUAUAAAAAAGAUGUUGUAAAUUAUAUAAAAUAAUAAAAGUCUACAUAUUA